Dacryopinax primogenitus is the source of this 713-nucleotide messenger RNA. Its product is annotated as Non-histone chromosomal protein 6. The record is from RefSeq and is a predicted model, not a curated record. The transcript has 6 exons. Bases 59 to 352 code for a protein of 97 amino acids. Lineage: Eukaryota; Fungi; Basidiomycota; Dacrymycetes; Dacrymycetales; Dacrymycetaceae.
GUGCGCCCACCACCUAACCUCCAUUUUUACAUCCUAUUCUUUACUUCAAUUCAUCACUAUGCCUAAGGUCAAAUCUGCCGACGCUGCACCCCAUCGCAAGCGGGGAUCGAAGAAGGACAAGGACGCUCCCAAGCGCGGUCUUUCUGCCUACCUCAUCUUCAGCAACGAAUGGAGGGAUCGGGUCAAGGCAGAGAACCCGGAUGCUUCAUUCGGUGAUGUUGGGCGGCUAUUGGGUGCAAAGUGGAAGGAGCUCCCUGAUGAAGAGAAGAAGGAGUAUCAACGGAAAUCGGACGAAGACAAGCAGCGUGCUGCGAAGGAGAAGGCAGAGUACGAGGGCAAGAAGAGCGCCUGAUCGUCGUCGUCGUCGUGAACAACAAUGUUCCCACCCUCCGUUCUCGUUCUCAUUCUCAUUCUCGUCUUCCCUCCCUCUCCCGGACGCUCGCCGUCAGCUGUAUUCUUUCAUGUCUCCUUCGUCCUCCGGAAAGGUUUAUUGCAUCGUUUCGGUUCUCGACCAUGCCAAUCCACUAAUCUGUGACGCCUCGCCCCGUCCGCCCCGCCUCGCCCUCGCCCUGCCUGUUGUGUUGUCGCUCUGUAGUCCCCGCACCUCGCACCCCAAGUGUUGUAGUACGCUCAAUCUGCGCCCAGAGGAUCGCGCCGUGACGGACUGUAGAUGUGUAAAGUAAUUGGCAUGCCGUUAAUCUUAUUUAUACCUG